Messenger RNA from Peniophora sp. CBMAI 1063, 753 nucleotides. The record is from the annotation of a GenBank genome assembly. Lineage: Eukaryota; Fungi; Basidiomycota; Agaricomycetes; Russulales; Peniophoraceae.
AUGGGCGAAUCGCGCAGCGAACUCGUAGCAUGGGUCAACGACCUGCUGCAGAUCAACUACACCAAGAUCGAGCAGUGUGGCACGGGCGCGGCCUACUGCCAAAUCAUGGACUCUAUCUACGGCGACAUGCAGAUGAGCCGGGUGAAGAUGGGCGCGAAGCACGAGUACGAGUAUCUGGCGAAUUAUAAAGUGCUGCAGAACUUCUUCAAAGCCAAACGGAUCGACAAGCCCGUGCCGGUCGAGAAGCUCGUAAAGUGCAAGAUGCAGGACAACCUAGAAUUCAUGCAAUGGAUAAAGCGCUUCUGGGACCAAAACUACCCCGGCACGCCCUACGACGCCAUCGGCCGCCGAAAAGGCCAAGUCGCAGACACGCCCGCCACCAUCGCGCCGCUCGCGCCCUCGCGCGGCACGCCCUCCGCCGGCGGCCUCGGGCUCGCCGCACGCGGGAAGACGCCCGUCGGCGGCCCGCGGUCGGCGAGCUCGGCGGCCGUGGCGCACGAGCAGGUGUUGAAUCUGCAGGCGCAGGUCAGGGAGAUGUCGACGCAUUUGGAGGGGCUGGAGAAGGAGCGCGAUUUUUAUUUUGCCAAGUUGCGCGAUAUCGAGAUCUUGGUGCAGGCUCAGCUUGAGCCGAUGGAGGCGGAGGGUAAGGAUGACGAGACGUUACGUGCGAUCCAGCAGAUCUUGUACUCUACCGAGGACGGAUUUGAGGUACCGGAGGGCGGCGUCGCAGCAGACGAGGAGGAGACGUUUUGA